UAGACGGCGGUAUAAGUGAUGAGCGAAUAGUAUUGUGAAUGAGAAGUGGUUUACAAUAAUGUAAUGAAUAGUAUGUUUACUAAAUAUGGUUAUUAUGUGUUGAAUACCAAAUACAGACACUCAACACAUAAACACCACUCAAUUGGCAGCUGUUAUACACUUCUCGGCUUUAAUUCAGUUUCAUUUAUCCUUCACUUCAAUACUCAUUCAAAUUAAAGUGGUGAAACAAUGUCCACAUCUCCGGUGCCAUCGCGUCGACAGCCGGUCAGUAGUCCGACGACUCCCCCGACGGCGGGUAACGGAAAACCCGAGUCUUUUCUCGACUAUUUGGGAACUUUGGGCCGCAAGAAGAAGAUGAGGGAAGUGGAAGAGGCGAAUAACAUUGUAGAAGAGGGCCGUCAAGCGAUCGACAGUAACGCACAGCACCCGGUCAUCGACGCCCUCCCCGAAGAAUUUGUCUUAAAUGAAUACGAGGAGAGAUCAAUGAUAGAGCCGGGAAUGAUCAACAAUCAUGACUACCAGGAAUUGCUUAAAAUUCUGGUCAAUUGGAUCAACGAUGAGCUUAGUGAUCAGAGAAUUAUCGUUAAGGACUUAGAAGAGGAUCUGUUUGACGGCCAGAUAUUGGGAAAACUGAUUGAGAAGUUGAGUUUACAGAAGUUGGAUGUGGUGGAAGUGACACAGAACGAAGAUGGUCAGAAAGCCAAACUCAGGACUGUCUUGGAUCAGGCGAACCGACUUCUUGGCAUUCAGGCCAAGUGGUCGGCCGUCAAGUGGACUGUUGAAGGUAUUCACAACAAAAAUAUGGUCCAAAUAAUUCAUCUGUUGGUCGGACUGAUCCGUCACUACAGAGCGCCCAUCCGUUUGCCACAGAAUGUUGUCGUCAAUUUGGUUGUCGUUCAGGUGCUGUCCAUUAUAAACAUGAGCUGUGAUUUGCGAUUGAUUGUAACGCUUUGUAUAUUUGGUAAUGUGUUUGGACAGAAACGUGAGGGACAUCUGCACACGUCUACAGUGACGGAACAGUUGACCGGUUCUUACGACGAGUUGGGUAUGCGAGUGGAGCCUCGGGACGCGUUUGACACGCUGUUCGAUCACGCGCCCGAUAAGCUACAGAUCGUCAAACGAUCGCUCGUCAACUUUGUUAACAAACAUCUCAAUAAAGUCAAUAUUGAGUGCUAUGUGGGCAGCAGUGGUGUCGACUUAGAUCCCAACCAAUUCAGUGACGGACUUUUGUUGAUAUUCCUGAUGGGAAUGCUUGAGGGAUACUUCGUUCCGUUGGGCAACAUAUUCACCACUGCUGUCGACCCCAUACUCGAGGCCACCACUAAUAAGGAGACAGCUAUACAGCCGGACAACUAUGUGGAGAGCUCUCCCAUCAAUAAACUUCAUAACAUUAACGUCGCCUUUCAACUGAUGGAGGACUCAGGCAUUCAGGUCAAACAAAAAGUAAGAGCCGAAGACAUUGUCAACGCCGAUAUGAAGUCAACGCUGAGAGUCCUGUAUAUGGUUUUCACUAAAUAUAAACAUCUCUAAGAGAUUCAUAUUAUCACUAAUUGUGCCAAAUAUUAGACAUUAUAUUUUGAAGUCUUAUUAAUUUUUAACAUUGACUUACUUUUUAUCAAUUUAUUGAUAUUAAUAUACAAAUAAUUAAAGGCAGCGAAGAAUUUGAUUAAUAUAUUAAGCAUUUACUAAUCAAGC
Messenger RNA from Medioppia subpectinata, 1695 nucleotides. NCBI's taxonomy places the organism in Eukaryota, Metazoa, Arthropoda, Arachnida, Sarcoptiformes, Oppiidae. The record is from the annotation of a GenBank genome assembly.